Molecule: messenger RNA, 840 nt
Organism: Drosophila novamexicana
Lineage: Eukaryota; Metazoa; Arthropoda; Insecta; Diptera; Drosophilidae
Gene: mRpS26
Product: probable 28S ribosomal protein S26, mitochondrial
Exons: 2
Coding region: 113-754 (213 amino acids)
Cellular component (GO): mitochondrial small ribosomal subunit
Source: RefSeq, a predicted model, not a curated record
UAUACAAACUAUCGAUAGUUCACCACGUUUUAUCGAACGGGGAUUGAUGCCGUAACAACGCGAAAUUAUUAAAAAAUAAUUUUGUAAAAGAAAAACAAAUACCUUGGAGAAUAUGCUGCGCGCAGGCUGUCAAUUGUUCAAUCCGUCCACCGUGGCGGCAGCCAAGACGGGCAGCAACAACUUCGCCUUGGAAUUCGUGCGCUGGCGGCGAAAGCCGCGUUGGCUGCCGGUGGCCAAGAGCAAAGUUUUCCGCGUGCCCGAGCGAAAGAAGCAGUCAGAAGAGGAGCGCACGGAGCUAAUGCGGCUGCACAAUAACUACAAAACCCAGUUGCGCUCUGUGCGGCAAUAUUUGCGGGAGGAAGUGGUGCGGCAGCAGGAGACGUCGACGGCGGAUCACAUAGUAUUCACGCCCGAGCAGGAGGAAGCAGAGUUCCAGCGAUGCCUCGAAGUGAAUGCCGCAUGGAAUGCCCAGAUUGCUAAGGAGCGCGAAGUCCGCUUGGCCAAGGAACGGGAAGAGAAGGUUGCCUACAUCCAGGAACGCAUUGAAGCGGGUAAACUACGUGCUGAGGAGCAACGCGAGCGUGCCGAUCAGCGCAUACGCCGCGAAAUCGAGCAAUCCAAGACGUUCAUCACACGUGAUAAUCUGGAUGCGGCCAUUGAAACGGCACUGGCCAAUCCCGUGGAUCACAACUAUGCACUCGAUCUGGAGGGCAACAUGCUUAGGGGGCGUAGUACGCAAUCGCUAACUAGCUAAGACUAGAUAUUUCUUAUAUUAAAAAAUAAAGAGUACUUGUAAUCAAUGCAGUUAAAUAACUUAGACUUAGGCGGCCUAUUUACAGA